UUAAGUACACAUUAUGUGACAUUAGGUAAAGUAUAAAAGCAGGGCUCAUUUUUGGAACUUCACAAAAACUUCUUCUGAGAUUCUAAACUUUAAAAUCUAAAGGUUCAUUUCAGGUUCAUGAUGGCAAUGCUGAGAAGUCUAAUUCUUCUUUUCGUUAUCUUCUCCAUAGGAAAUGCAGAUGUUCAUUUAGUUGAAAAAUGCCCCACUGGAUGGACAAAUUUUGGACUCCGGUGCUACAAGUUCUUCUCUCAGACGGUUAACUGGAUCACAGCAGAGAAAGCCUGUCAAAAUCUUGGUGCGAAUCUCGCAUCUGUGGAUAGUAAACCGACAAAUGAUUUCCUAAUGAGUUUGUUGCCUUCUCCUUCUACAUUAUGUUGGAUUGGUGGUCAUGAUGGUGUACAAGAAGGACAGUGGUUGUGGAGUGAUGGAACUGUGUUUACUGGCUAUAACAACUGGUGCUCUGCAGAACCUAACAAUGCUGGUAUCGAGAACUGUUUGGAGAUCAACUGGACCUCUAACCGUUGCUGGAACGAUCAGCCCUGUUCAGUCACAAGGGGCUUUGUUUGUGUUGUGGAUGUGUGAGACCAUAUGCAGCCAUCCUGCGACACAUGUAGCCUACUUUGAUUGUACUACAUUUGAUUUUUCUCAUCUUAUCUUUACAAAAAUGUCAUUUUGAAAUGAAAUCUCUUCAAAAUUUGAUUCUCUUCUCAAUAUUUUUUCUGAAACACUCUUCAAAUUAAUAAAAACAUCGAUGAAGCAAAACA
This is a messenger RNA of Pimephales promelas (fathead minnow), 764 nucleotides long. NCBI's taxonomy places the organism in Eukaryota, Metazoa, Chordata, Actinopteri, Cypriniformes, Leuciscidae. The record is from RefSeq and is a predicted model, not a curated record.